This is a messenger RNA of Syngnathus typhle (broad-nosed pipefish), 2941 nucleotides long. RefSeq names its product phosphatidylinositol-4-phosphate 5-kinase, type I, gamma a (gene pip5k1ca). Gene Ontology annotation, molecular function: phosphatidylinositol kinase activity. Gene Ontology annotation, biological process: phosphatidylinositol metabolic process. Lineage: Eukaryota; Metazoa; Chordata; Actinopteri; Syngnathiformes; Syngnathidae. Bases 230 to 2452 code for a protein of 740 amino acids. The record is from RefSeq and is a predicted model, not a curated record. The transcript has 17 exons.
CCUGAGCGAGCAGCAGUGCAGUCGAGCUGGAGCCCAGCGAGCUAUAGUCCGUGCAAAUGAAGCCACCGUCCCUGAAUAACAUGUCUUCCCUUAUGAUUAUUUGCACCAAAUAAGACUUGACAAUCCUUUAUUUAUUUAUUUUUUGUGCGAGGAUUCCGACGGUACCCAUCGUCGCAUUCCUGAUUCUCCCCUCCUACCGCCUCAAGGAUCAGCACCUCCCGGAGGCUGAAUGGAAGCCGAGGGAGCAGUCGGGCUGUCGGAGGCCAGGGACGCGAGUCCUCUAUCCGGGGCCGCAUCAUCCGAUGAUGCUGACACGGUCGUCGGGGUUAGCUCCGGAAUGGACGCCGGAGACAUGGAUGCUGCGAGGAAAGCGUUCAUCACGGAGAUGCCGUCCUCCUCGGGCCUUCCCGGUCAGGGGAAGAAAAUCGGCCACAGAGGGGUGGAUGCUUCCGGAGAAACCACUUACAAAAAGACCACCUCCUCUGCCCUGAAAGGAGCCAUCCAGCUCGGAAUCGGUUACACAGUGGGCAACCUGAGCUCAAAGCCCGAGCGGGAUGUGUUGAUGCAGGACUUCUACGUGGUGGAGAGCAUCUUCUUCCCGAGCGAAGGGAGCAACCUGACUCCAGCUCAUCACUUCCCGGACUUCCGCUUCAAAACGUACGCCCCCGUGGCCUUCCGCUACUUCCGGGAACUGUUUGGCAUCAGGCCCGACGACUACUUGUACUCCCUAUGUAACGAGCCACUGAUUGAGCUGUCCAAUCCCGGCGCGAGCGGCUCCGUCUUCUAUCUCACCAAGGACGACGAGUUCAUCAUCAAGACGGUCAUGCACAAGGAGGCGGAGUUCUUACAGAAGCUGCUGCCCGGCUACUACAUGAACUUGAAUCAGAACCCUCGCACUCUGCUGCCCAAGUUCUUCGGCCUCUACUGCGUCCAGUCGGGCGGCAAGAACAUCCGCGUGGUGGUGAUGAACAACGUGCUGCCCCGCGUGGUGCGAAUGCAUCUCAAGUACGACCUGAAGGGCUCCACCUACAAGAGGCGAGCGUCCAAGAAGGAACGCGAGAAGGCGCGGCCCACCUUCAAGGACCUGGACUUUAUGCAGGACCUGCAGGAGGGACUCAUGCUGGAUCAGGACACGUUCAACGCGCUGGUCAAGACGCUGCAGAGGGACUGUUUGGUGCUGGAAAGCUUCAAGAUCAUGGACUACAGCCUCCUGCUGGGAGUUCACAACAUGGACCAGGCGGAGAGGGAACGGCAGAUGGAAGGCUCCCAAGGCGACAGCGACGAGAAACGGCCCAUGGCCCAGCAGAAGGCUCUCUAUUCCACCGCCAUGGAGUCCAUCCAGGGCGGGGCCGCCUGCGGAGGCUCCAUCGACACCGAAGACACGAUGGGCGGCAUCCCUGCCGUCAGUGGCAAAGGAGAACGUCUUCUGCUCUACGUGGGCAUCAUUGACAUCUUGCAGUCGUACAGGUUAAUCAAGAAACUAGAGCACACGUGGAAGGCUUUGGUGCACGACGGGGACACCGUCUCGGUCCACCGGCCCGGAUUCUACGCCGACAGGUUCUUCAAGUUCAUGAGCAGCACUGUUUUCAGGAAGAGCUCUUCUUUGAAAUCAUCUCCAUCCAAGAAGGGCCGCGUGUCGCUUACCGUGCCCAAGUGCGGCGGUCCCGGCGCUGCCUGGUCCGCCAGCCAGCUGACCUCCGAGAGAGACGAGAACAUCUACGACUUGAGAGGCGCUCGCAGCUUCCCCACGCUGGAAGACGAAGGGCGAGCCGAUCUCCCGUGCACGCCUCCGUCGUUCGAGGAGGCCACCACGGCGUCCAUCGCCACCACCCUCUCCUCCACCACCUCUUUGUCCAUCCCGGAACGAUCUCCCUGUGACACCGUCGAGCACCCGCGCUACAGGAGAUACACGCAGUCUCUAAGCCACGAUGGAAGGACCCAGGAGGAGCUGCGUGUGCGCGAGGAAGAUCAGCAGACCAUCACGGUGGAGGUGGAAUUAAAAAGACACGACAGCGAGCCCACCUUCUCCAUUCCGCAGCCGUCUCCUGAACCCAGCAGUGAGGCUCAGGAGGCCGCCGGUGCCUCUUCCGACGCUUCGCAAGCUACCGAAGCCCCCUCCUCCUCCUCGCCCGUCGUCGUCGUCGUUCCCGCGUCUGUCGAGGCCACUCCGUCCAGUCCCAAACCGGCGGCGGCGGAGACACCCAGCUGCGCGUCGGGCUCGGGGUGCACCAGCCAGGCUUCGGUGGACGACGAGGACGACGUGCCGGUCACGGAUAUCUACUUUUUCCCCGACGGAAGGACUUGGGUGGUCCCACCUCUCCGUCAGAGGAGCAAGUGGCGGUCCGGCUGGCCAGUAAGUGAGCCCAGCCAGGCAUCAGACAUCAGUUUUAGAUUAGACUCGGUGGCGUGCAACUUUAGACCCCAGUGGAACUUAGUGAAACCUCCAAAGUAGGACAUAAUUCAUUCCAUGACUGGCUCCUCACUUGAGAAAGAUGUUUGCAUGAUGGUACUGUCGCAUAUGGUGGCAUUUUACAGCUGUUGCCGGAAGUGAUAAAACCUCUAAAUCCAUCACCCUUCCCCUUUUUCAUUACUCACAUGACCUCCUAGAAGACCCUGGACUCGAACACACUGUGCGAUAAGCGCCGCUUCUGGCUUGAAGGAUUAACACAAGCUUGUCUAGGCAACAUUUCCCCCCUUUAUGCAUCCCCUAACUUUCAUUUCCUGUCUUGUCUUUUCUCCUCCUGCGACCUCCUGCAUCUUUCUUCCCGCCUGCCUGCCUGCCACUGCCGCCGCCGCUUAUCUCUGUGCCUCUGUCCCCCUGGCGCCCUCUGCUGUGUUUGGCGUGUAAAAAAACAAACAAACAAACCAGCCUCCAGAGGACAGGACCUGGGUGUACUCUCCGCUACACUAUGGCUCAGAGUCUAAGGCCUUGCCAGAUGGG